UGAUGGUGACUGAUGAUGCUCUUCUCAACUCUCUCCAGCUCUACAACCAAAGACACGUCCCCUCUGCCCCAGCUGGACGUCAGCAGCCUGUCCACCCCUCGCAAGCUGAUGGACUCCUCCCAGUUCAGCACCCCAGGGACCACCAGCAUGCGUGAGCUGCAGGCGCACCACGAGGCCCGCGAGGACCCUGACGUGCACCCGGAGGAGAACACCCAAGAGUUCAUGGGCGUCCUCAUCAAAGGCCUGGCCAAGCUCAAGAAGAUCCCUGAGGCUGUCAAGGCCAUCAUGGAGCGCCUGGAGCCUGAGCUGAAGCAGAUACUGAAGAGAUCCACUACCCAGAUAGCUGAUCACGCCUACCAGAGAGGAGAGAACCUAUCCACAGAGAGCCAGCCCAGGCUGCUGCUGGAACUGCUGGAGCUGCUGUUUGACAAGUUCAACGCGGUGGCUGCGGCCCACAGUGUGGUGCUGGCCCAUCUGCAGCAGAUCGUGGUGUCCCCCAACGGAGCCCAGGAGGGCAUCAAGCUCUAUGAGCUAGCCGACGUCUCUGCUAAGAUCCAGACCGUGCUCCAGGUCAGUUCAAGUUUAAAAUGUCAACUUUUGAGUCCAUCACAGUCCCGAAUCCCUGCACCACACACAAAUAAAAAAUAUCUACAAAGAUCCAUCUGCCGUUCUGUGUAUCCAUAAAGAUUCACGGAUGAU
This is a messenger RNA of Oncorhynchus kisutch (coho salmon), 699 nucleotides long. RefSeq names its product exocyst complex component 4-like. The transcript is spliced from 3 exons. NCBI's taxonomy places the organism in Eukaryota, Metazoa, Chordata, Actinopteri, Salmoniformes, Salmonidae. The record is from RefSeq and is a predicted model, not a curated record. Gene Ontology annotation, cellular component: synapse; exocyst; growth cone membrane. The coding region runs from base 13 to 684 and encodes 223 amino acids. Gene Ontology annotation, biological process: Golgi to plasma membrane transport; exocytosis; chemical synaptic transmission.